Messenger RNA from Monoraphidium neglectum, 462 nucleotides. RefSeq lists its product as hypothetical. The transcript has a single exon. The record is from RefSeq and is a predicted model, not a curated record. Bases 1 to 462 code for a protein of 153 amino acids. Lineage: Eukaryota; Viridiplantae; Chlorophyta; Chlorophyceae; Sphaeropleales; Selenastraceae.
AUGAACUACGUGCUGCAGCUCGUGCCGCUCGCAAUCUCCAUCAUCGCCACCGUCGUCUACCCGAAAGUGCUCAAGCGUCGCUGGGGGUACGACCCGUCAGACCCCUCGACUGGAUACCCCCCAGAAGACCGCGCCACCCUCGACGCGGGCCUGCUGCACGUCGGCGGCGCUGGUGGCGGCAAGCUAGGCCGCGUGGGCAGUACGCGCCCGCUGCUGGGCAGCUGGCUGCUGCUCGGGCACGGGCGCAGCGGCGACGCGCUCGCCGGCGCGGAGGCGGGGCUGCGGCCCGAGGCGGGGGCGGGUGACACUGAGGAUGCGGCGGUUGUUAUAGGGCCGGCGCAGGCGCCCGUGCGUCGCGGGGAGCCGAGGGUCAGUGCAUCAGCCAGCUUCCCCGCAGCCGGAGAGCGGCCGCCGCAGUCGCCCCACGCGGCGCCCGCCGCCGCCCACUCGCACUCGACAUGA